Molecule: messenger RNA, 1566 nt
Organism: Danaus plexippus (monarch butterfly)
Lineage: Eukaryota; Metazoa; Arthropoda; Insecta; Lepidoptera; Nymphalidae
Gene: Cralbp
Product: retinaldehyde-binding protein 1
Exons: 7
Coding region: 136-1143 (335 amino acids)
Cellular component (GO): membrane
Molecular function (GO): phosphatidylinositol bisphosphate binding
Source: RefSeq, a predicted model, not a curated record
UUGCAUGGUUUGAGCAAGCGUGGCUAGAAGUUGUGUGCGCAGACGCAGUCGAAUCAUUGCCUUGUGGUGAUUCGUUGAGUGUACCGCUUCGCUCUCCAGGAUACAUAACUACAAUUUUUUUAUUAUUUUAUAAAAAUGACGACGGCGAGCGUUCUGUUAACCGUUGGGACAACUUGGAGUUCUAACACGGACAUAUGUAACAAAGAUGAAAAACUCGGCCGUACAAUCAGGAACGCGCCAGUGGUUGCGGCGAGAGAGUUGCGUGAGACUCCAUCAGGAAGAGAACAGGCCUUGAGAAUAAUGAGGGAAUGGAUGCAACAGAACUGUGACAUCAAAAACGUUAGACAAGAUGAUUCAUUUUUGUUGCGUUUCCUUCGUCACAAGAAAUUCAGCGUGCCGAUGGCUCAGCAGACCCUACUGAAAUAUUUGAGCCUUAGGAAAUACUAUCCAAGUAUCUUUAAGAACAUGGAUUGUGAAAAUCCCAAAAUAAAAGAUAUAAUAAACAGCGGGUACAUAGCCGUGUCACCUGUCCGUGACAGCAAUGGACGGAGGGUCAUCAUUUACAACAUGGGUAAAUUCGAUCCCAUUAAGUACAGCUGCUGGGACAUGUGUCGAGCUCAUGUGGUGGUUUAUGAGAGUUUGCUUGAGGAUCCAAACGAUCAGGUCUUUGGUUUCACUCACGUUGGUGAUGGGAGCGGAUCUACCACAUCCCACGUCACUGCCUGGAACCCUAUAGAUUUUGCGAGGCUACUAAAGUGGGGCGAGCAAUCGUUGCCAAUGCGCCACAAGGAAUUCCAGUUGGUAAAUGUUCCCGCUGCAUUAAAAUACAUUAUAGACUUCGCAACCAGCAAAGUAUCCCCUAAAAUGAGCGAGAGAUUGAUUAUACAUACAAAUAUGAAGAAUUUGCACAACAAAGUCGACGUAUCCUGCCUACCGACAUCCUUCGGUGGUCACAUACCGUUACAAGAUAUGAUUCGUUUUACAAAAGAUUUGCUUAAUGAAAGGCGACAAACUGUUCUGGCUCUCGAUGAUAUGGAAAUUCUAAGCACAAGGGGAAUCAUUUCGUCCAGAAAGCCUACCAACGCGCUGAAACCCGAAUCAAUUUCCGUUGAAGGAAGCUUUAGGAAAUUAGAGAUUGAUUAACUGUGAUUAUUCUGAUACUAUAUAGUUAUUUUUAAACAUUUUUUAUUUGUAAUUUUUAUGUUUAAGAUUAUGUCUUGUAUUGUUAGUUGAUAAAUUUAUUACGCCUACUUAUUUUUAAACAAUUACAUUUAAAUAUUAAUUCAGUCUAUUGGAAUAAUAAAAUUGUGUGGUGUAUUUUUGGAUAUAGUUAACGAGGAAGUUAUUACUUCUAUAUUAUAAAUUGACAAUAAUUUACAUCUAUUGUUGUUUUUUAGAUAUAAAUAUAUAUAUUAAUAUUGUCAUUGAAAUAUGUUUAUCUUGUAACGAUGAUAUAUAAUGGCUAUCAAAUAAAUUAGUACCCAAUUAAAAUAUGUACGUGUGGGAAUACAACAUUAUACGUAUUAACGUACUUUUUGGAUCUAAAUAAAUGGUAUUUUAAAGGAA